AUGUCAUCCUCCGAUUCGGCGCUGGAUAAGCCGACGGGCGAGUACCGCCAAUACCUGCCGGACCUGAACCUCGAACGGUUCCAGGUGAUGUGCACCCAGGAUGCGCAUGAGUAUGCCCAUGCCUUUAAGACCGGCAAGCAGCCGCCGUGGUUGCAUGCGCUAUAUAUGCAUUGGUUGGAAUUGUUGCAGGAGCCUUUCAAGGGUGUCACUACCGACGGCAAGGUCCGUCAUGACCUGUUCACAUUACAAGAUGAAGAAGUCCCGAUUCAGCAAAUCGUGGACUCCACGCAAUUUAUGGUGUCCCUGCUGGAUGACAAGCAGAAGAAAGCUGUCCGCUACCACAUCGAUUCGCCCCAGUGGCGCACCUGGUCGAAUCCGGAGUUCCUGCUGGCACACAAGGGCGUCCGCCUCGACGAGGUGAAUGAGCAGACGCGCGAUGCGAUCAUGGACAUUCUCAAAUUAAAUCUCUCGCCGGAGGGCUACGAAAAGGCUGUCAAGGCCAUGCGCAUCAACCACUUCCUCGGCGAGCUCGUCAAGUCUCCCCGCGUGAUGAACGAGUUCUCGUACAAUUUCGUACUAUUCGGUCGCCCAUCGACGACCCGCCCAUGGGGCUGGUCUUUCUACGGCCAUCAUCUGUGCUUGAACGUCUUCCUGUACAAGGGCCAGAUUGUCGCGUCACCGUGGUUCACCGGUGCCGAGCCUAAUGAGAUCGACGCCGGUCCCCACGCUGGCACUCGUAUUAUGCAGGUGGAGGAGAAGCUCGGCCUGCAGCUGAUGCAGUCUCUGUCUGCCGAGCUGAAGUCCAACGCCCGCGUCUUCGCCCAGAUGAAGGAUCCCGCCAUGCCGCCCGGCCGCUGGAACAAAGACGACCAGCGACACCUGUGCGGUGCAUACCGCGAUAACCGCGAGGUACCGUACGAGGGUAUCCUGGCAGCGACAUUCAACGAGGCCCAGAAGAAGUUGAUGUACGGCAUUUUCGAGCAGUACCUUCUGUAUCUGCCAGCAAAGUCGCGAGCUAAGAAAAUCGAGGAGGUGCGCCGCUGGGAGGCCGAGACCUACUUCUGCUGGAUUGGAGGCUACGGCGAUGAAGAUCCCUUCUACUACCGCAUCCAGAGCCCUGUGAUUCUCAUCGAGUUCGAUCACCACUCUGGUGUCUUCUUGAAUAAUGAAGAACCGAAGAAGUUCCACAUCCACACUCUCCUCCGCACCCCCAACGGCGGUGAUUACGGACAUGCGCUGCGCGCUCAGAUCCCAGCUGUCGAGGGAUUGAAUGGGAAAGAGAUUGUCUGGUAG
Molecule: messenger RNA, 1293 nt
Organism: Penicillium cinerascens
Lineage: Eukaryota; Fungi; Ascomycota; Eurotiomycetes; Eurotiales; Aspergillaceae
Product: DUF3500 domain-containing protein
Exons: 2
Coding region: 1-1293 (430 amino acids)
Source: RefSeq, a predicted model, not a curated record